Bacidia gigantensis is the source of this 4770-nucleotide messenger RNA. RefSeq lists its product as uncharacterized. Gene Ontology annotation, molecular function: ABC-type transporter activity; ATP hydrolysis activity; ATP binding. Gene Ontology annotation, biological process: transmembrane transport. Gene Ontology annotation, cellular component: membrane. Bases 1 to 4770 code for a protein of 1589 amino acids. The record is from RefSeq and is a predicted model, not a curated record. The transcript has 4 exons. Lineage: Eukaryota; Fungi; Ascomycota; Lecanoromycetes; Lecanorales; Ramalinaceae.
AUGGCGCAUGUGCUUGACUCAAUUGGCUCACCCGCAAGCCUACCUGUCAGGAUUGUCUCUUCCAUCACGCUUGCUGUUGCGUUCCUCGUAGUUGUCUACGUAAUCUACGAUUUCUUUCUGAGCACAGAAAAGCAGUCCAGAAGCGAUGCUGAGGAGACAAAAUCUGGGAUCUAUGAAGAUGAGGAUGGCACCGCCACGGAAGAGUCACAAAAGGAGCAGAGCGCGUCGAUCCUCUUUUGGGUCUCUUCCAUCUCUGUAGGCUUAGGCUUACUUAUGUCCGUCCUCCUCAUCGGGCAUACCUCAAGGGGUAGACACAGAAAACAGUCGAAAGAUUUCAUGGUACAAUCGUUGGACCUUGCAACUUGGAUCUUGCUAGUCGUCUUGACAUCCUUGAUCAAUGUUCAAAAGAAAAGUGUCACGAGAUUCACACACGGCCGCCUUUGCGGAUUGUCAACUGCGAUCUUGAUAGUCUCAAAUGGCCUUCAGACCUAUCUUUCAGCACACGAUCUGGCGAGAGGCACUGACCGAGAAGAGUAUAUCCGACUCGCUUUCAUCUUAGUUGAGAUCCUUUGUAGCCUUCUACUAUGCAUUUCAUCUCUCUCAAUCCCUCGCCGACCGGAUGUCGAGGUAGAAGGCCACCGAGUUGACCGGCAGUACACAGUCUCAUCCUUAUCAUACUGGACCCUGAGCUGGGCCGGUGACGUUCUGUCUCUUUCGCGUACUAAACAUUCUUUAGAAAUAGAGGAUUUGCCGAAACUACAUUACAAAGCCCGCUCUUCUGUUUUACUCGGCUGGUUUGGCAAUGAGGCCGGGAAACGCGCCUUAUGGAUCUCGAUACUAUACAUGCACUGGCACACGUUCCUUUAUCAGACAAUAUUUACCAUUUUUCAAGCAGCUAUCCAAUUUAUCCCACAGUUGGCAAUGUAUAAGCUUCUAAGGUUACUUGAGCAAAAUACUUCCAGUGCUAUGUAUUCCCCAGAGGCAUGGUUUUUAGUUCUUGCACUUGGCCUUUCAAUUCUCCUUGCGGCUUGGGGCGACUCAUGGAAUGCAUGGAUGGCAUACGCAAAUCUCGCUGUUCAAUUACGCUCAGAACUUUCCGCCUUGAUUUUUGCAAAGGCAACCCGACGUAAAGAUGUCAAAGAGGCGCGAUCGGCCGCCUCUGGCACGGGUGAAGCGGAUGCAACGACAACGGCUUCACAGAUUAACACCAUCACCUCCCCUAAUCAGAGCGCGCCGCAAGCUGGCCAUUCAGAUAAUCCUGAUGAUCUUGAGAAGACUCGUCAGAGUACAAUCAACCUCGUGAGCGUAGACGCAAAGCGCGUAUCUGAUUUCCUACGCUUUCACUACUUGUUUGUCGACGUGGCAACACAAUUGACAGUGAGCGUUUUGUUUCUCGUUCAACUCAUGGGAUGGAUACCAGUCCUUGCCGGGUUUGGUGCUUUCUUCGUCCAAGUGCCUAUCAAUAUCAUCGUUUCAAAACGCUUUACGGAUGCUCAGGGAGAUUUGAUGCAAGUCCGAGACCGAAAGUUGAUGGUCGUUACAGAAGCAUUGCAAGGUAUCAGGCAGAUCAAGUUUUCAGCACAGGAGACACAGUGGCAGAGGCGCAUCGACGCUGUACGGACAACAGAGUUGAAUGUCCAGUGGCAGGUAUUCUGCCUCGACACAGUGCUCAUUUUUUGUUGGGUAGUCGGCCCAAUCCUGCUGAGUGCCGUUGCUAUCGCUGUCUACACUGUUGUACAUGGAAACCUUUCGGCGUCCGUGGCAUUCACAUCCAUUGCCUUGUUCGGCUCAUUGGAGUUUAUAUUGGCUGUAAUUCCGGAGUUCACUGCCGAUGGUCUGGAAGCCUGGGUCUCAUGUGGACGCAUUGAGGAAUACCUUGCGGCGCCAGAACGUGAAGAAUAUACAGUCGAGGAUACCGAAAUCGUCUUCAAUGAUGCGUCAAUAGCUUGGCCGUCAGACAAGAGCCGGGAGAACGCCAAUACCACUGAUCGAUUUUCUCUGCAACAUCUUGGAUUCAGAGUUCCAAAGAAGAAACUGACUGUAAUUAGUGGAGCCACAGGGACCGGGAAAAGCUUGCUGUUAGCCUCUCUUAUUGGCGAGGCAGAACUACUCAGCGGCGAAAUCAGAAAGCCUAGGGUACCAUCCGUCAAAGAAAGAUGCGAUCAGAAUGCUAACAAGAACGAUUGGGUUGUUGACUCUUCCGUUGCAUAUGUUGCACAGAUUCCAUGGAUUGAGAACGCGACGAUCAAACAAAAUAUAUUAUUUGGCUUACCUUAUGAUCGUGGUCGUUACAACAAAGUGGUUGAAAGCUGUGCCCUCACGAAAGACUUUGAGAUUCUGGAAGAUGGCGAUAGUACCGACAUUGGCUUUAAUGGCAUCAAUCUCUCAGGUGGUCAGAGGUGGCGAGUCACCUUCGCUCGAGCUCUCUACUCUCGUGCGGGUAUUCUAGUACUUGAUGACAUAUUCAGUGCAGUCGAUGCCCAAGUAGGCAGACAGCUCUUUGAAGACGCUCUCACAGGAGAGCUGGGCCAGGGGCGGACGCGCAUUCUAGUCACCCAUCACGUCGAUCUUGUGCUUCCUAAAGCGGCAUACAUAAUUAGUCUAGGCGAAGGGACGAACCUCUACGUAGGCGGACCGGAAGGGUUUCGACCUACGAAAGAGCUACAACGAGUUCAGUCGCUUCAAUCUCAAAGUUCCGUUCAGGAGCCUUCACGAAGCCUCCGACGAAUGAGUACGAUAGAAGGUGACGACCUGAAGAAAGUCACUUCAGUGGCAUCGUACAGGUCGAAUUUGAUAGACCAAGGUGGGCUCGACCUCGCCUACAAGAAUGAAGCCAAGAAAUUUGUGGAAGACGAAAAGAAGGAAAAAGGAGCCGUAAAACUGGGCAUCUACGGCGAGUGGCUUACAGCAAGCGGCGGACUUCUCAUUUGGACACCGAUCUUUGGGCUGUUCUUGUUUCAUCAAGCUGUAUCAUUUGGUCGCUCUUGGUUCGUCAGCUUUUGGACUCGGUCAUAUGAAGCUGAGGCUGUAUCGUCUACGGGCCAGCCAGCGAAUUUCUCCCAGGUGACUCUCGCCGCAAAUCACGCUCCUAAUUUGACUUUCUACCUUAGUAUCUAUCUUGGUAUUAGUACGAUCAAGUGCAUCUCUGGCACUCUUCGAUACUUCCUUGUGUACACCAGAACAAUUCGAGCAUCGAAAUUGCUCUUCGAAAACAUGUUGUUUACAGUCCUACGCACUCCUCUGAAAUGGCUCGACACUGUCCCCGUUGGCAGAGUCCUGAAUCGCUUCACAGCAGACUUUGAGUCCAUCGAUUCAGGUCUUGGAAGCGACUUGGGAAUAUUCAUCUACGAAGCCUUGCAGCUACUCUCUAUCAUCGUGGCUGCAGUAUUUGUGUCUCCCGUCAUGAUCAUCAUAGCACUUUUACUGUUCUGCGUUUGCUUUUACAUAACUAGGUGGUACCUAGACGGAGCACGCGAGAUCAAACGAUUGGAGAGUGUUGCCAAAAGCCCAAUCUUCGAAACUUUCGGGGCAACUCUUAGUGGAAUUGGAACGAUACGUGCCUUUGACAAAACGGAAGUCUACAUUGAACGUAUGUUUGCAAACAUUGAUGGGCAUGCACGAGCCUUUUGGCAUUUGUGGCUCUUUAACAGAUGGCUGUCAUUCCGCUUAAACUUCAUUGGAGCUGCCUUUUCGAUGCUGACAGGGGCUAUCGUUGCUUUUUCGAAUAUUGACGCUUCCCUUGCUGGCUUCGCCUUGGGUUUCGCUUUACAAUACAGCUCAGCGAUUGUCUGGGCUACACGAUUCUACUCUAACGUGGAGCUAUCAAUGAAUUCAGUCGAGCGAGUGGUCGAGUACUCCAAAUUACCCACUGAAGAUCAAAGCGAGAAGCGACAAGCUCCGGCUGCAUGGCCCACCGAAGGCCGCCUUGAAGUCGACAAUCUCGUCGUUGGCUACGCACCAGACCUGCCACCAGUGCUCAAAGGCCUCAACUUCCGAGUCGAAAGCCGGGAACGAGUUGGCGUCGUAGGCAGGACCGGAGCUGGCAAGAGCUCACUGACACUGGCUCUUUUCCGCUUUCUAGAGGCUCGAGAAGGCUCGAUAAUCAUUGACGGUAUCAACGUUGCUGACAUCUCUCUCCAAGUGCUCAGGAGUCGUUUGGCAAUCAUCCCUCAAGAUCCUGUCCUCUUCAGCGGUACCGUUCGAAGCAAUCUCGACCCCUUCGACGAGCACACAGACGAAAACCUCCAAGAUGCCCUCCAGCGCGUCCAGAUUGUCCGAAGCAGCAGCAGCACCACCCCCAAUAACAACACACGCCCACCUUCCCGCGACAAGCACACCAAUCCAUCAACUCCACCGCAGCAAGCAAACACCAACGCUUCCAUCACACUCAACACGCCCAUCUCAGAAUCCGGCUUAAAUCUCUCCCAAGGCCAGCGCCAGCUCCUCUGCCUCGCCCGCGCCAUCGUUCGCCGCCCGAAAAUCCUAGUCCUCGACGAAGCGACCUCGGCCGUGGAUAUGGAGACUGAUCUCCUCAUCCAGCGGAGUAUUAGGCAUGAGUUUCGAGAUGCGACGUUGUUAGUGAUUGCACAUCGAUUGAGCACGAUUGCGGAUUUUGACAAGAUUCUGGUUAUGAGGGAGGGGAAGGGGGUGGAGUUUGGGACGCCGGGGGAGCUGUUGAGGAGGGAGGGUGAGGGUGUGUUUAAGAGUUUGGUGGAAGAGAGCGGGGAGAGGGAGGAGUUGAGGAGGAUUAUUGAGGAAGGGAGUGGAUGA